GAAACAUGCUUUAAUAGAGAAAGUAUGCAAUGCAUACAGCUCUGCUACAACCCCCCACUAUACUGCAUCUGGGGUAUUCGUGACUGGACGUCUGGGGGAUCACACACAUUUCCGAUUAGGAGGAGGGAGGGAGAGAGAGAGAGAGAGAGAGAGAGAGAGAGAGAGGGAGAGAGAGAGAGAGAGAGAGAGAGAGAGAUUACCCUUUCAUUCCAGCCAAUGAGACGGUCGAUACACUAAGAUUUUCAUAGUUGUGCAGGAGCACAAAGUGGAGUGAGUGUGUGUGAACUUCCAGGUAAAACUGCAAACCAACUUAAGGUUCCUUUGCUCGCAUCUCCAGCUCCUGAUACUCAACUCUGCUCCUCUUUAAGCCCUCGAGGCCGCUGCUCCAGGCUUUGAUGCCCACACAGUUUGAAGCAGGUGGACAGACGCAGGCAUGAGUAACAGUGGGACCAAAGAGCCAUCUCCUCAGCCAAGCACUGCCCAGUCACCUCCUGAGCCUCAGCGUAGGGGCAGAGGUCGACCAAGGAAACAGCAGCAGGAGCCUGUUGGACCACCAACUCCAAAGCGGCCAAGAGGACGACCAAAAGGCAGCAAGAACAAAGGCCCCAGAACUGCACUGAAGAAAGUAGAGCCCAUUGGAGAGAAGCGACCACGUGGGCGACCAAGGAAAUGGCCCCAGAAAGUAGUGCUAGAAGUAACUGAAGAACAGCAGCUGGAACCUGCUUCCUCGCACGCAAUCGCUCCAUGAGAUUUUAACAGUCAUUCUUGUAUUCUCGUGCGUUUUCUAGUAUUGAUUCAUGUGCUUGAGCAUCAUGAGUCAGUAGACCAAAAGAGAUAACAACAAAGUGAAAAAGUGUUUUGGGUUUUUUUUGUUUUUGUUUUUUUUUGGGUGUCCUGCUGUUCCAGGGCGCUUCAGAAGAGGCUGAGGAGGGUCCCUCGUCAUCUCAGGCGGCAGCACAGGAGGAAGGGGAGUAGAUAGGGCACCUCUCUACCUACCUCAAGGUUUGGCCUCAGAUAAACAGGGGUUUAAAUCUGACUCCUAUCUGUGAUGGGGAUUCAGGAACACACAGACACACACACGCUCAAAAGUAAUUGCAGUCAGUAAUUUCUUCUCCUGAUGUGAUACCUUGGAUUUGUUAUAAAUUUUUUAAGAGUUUUAGAUUUUUGGUGAGCAAACUGUGUUUUAACAUUGGAGUAUUUGAUCUUUCAGUAAGGUUUAUUGAAUAGGAAUAGUUCCACUUUUUGGGAAAUGCACUUGAGACAUACCAUUUUCACAUAUAAAUAUGCCGUUCAUACCUGCAGCAUCUCUAAAGCUCGCACACACAUAUUGUCUCAUUUCUGAAAUCUAAAAAUGUAAAAGCAGUUUUUGUGGUCGUUUUAGACAUGCCUGCUUCUCAUGUGACUUUAAGCAGUAAAGGAAAAACAAAAAGGGUGCAUUUCCCAUAAAAAUUGAACUAUUCCUACAAGUAUGCCAGCUUUCCUGAGCCCCUUAGUGUGCAUGGUUGCGUGUGAGCGAGUGUGAGCGCGUGUGUGCGGCGGUUGCAUGGAGAGGGGACUAGGCUGCCGGCUGAAAUGAGACUGGUUAAGAAAAACAAAGGAACCAAACUGAAUCGUUUUUAUUGAAACAUGUUUCUAAAUCAAAUAUCACAAACCCUCGUAUGAAACAUCGUUACAAUAUAGACAUGGUGCGCUGAAGUCAUUAUGAUGAAAGUUGUGUGAAAGGUUUAAACUGAAAAUGAAAUAUCAAAUUAUUUGAGGGGCGGGGCAGGGGCUCCUUACAAAAAAAAAGAAGAUUAAAUUGGAUCCAGGGUUUUGUUUUUCUUCAAUCCAGCAGCUGAUUUGAGAGAAAUUAUUUGAAUAUUUCAUUUAGAAAAGAGAAACCCUUCACACAUCAUUUAGUCAACAAGGAUGUUGACAUGUCAUGUUUUUUUUUUU
Molecule: messenger RNA, 1935 nt
Organism: Haplochromis burtoni (Burton's mouthbrooder)
Lineage: Eukaryota; Metazoa; Chordata; Actinopteri; Cichliformes; Cichlidae
Product: high mobility group protein HMGI-C
Exons: 6
Coding region: 434-748 (104 amino acids)
Biological process (GO): regulation of DNA-templated transcription
Cellular component (GO): nucleus; chromatin
Molecular function (GO): DNA binding; transcription coregulator activity
Source: RefSeq, a predicted model, not a curated record